AUGGCAUCGAAAAUGACCGAAAACUCGUCGAGUCAAGCGGAAAAAUCGGAUAGCCGCCCAGCUCUGAAAGAAAAGGCUACGAAUUUGCCGCUGAACACAGCAAAACCCAACCCUAAAGAUACCAACCAGUCAACCAGCUUCUCUCAACAGCCCAGGACUACCACGGAGGACACAAUGCUGGAGCAAGCGGAACUGCCAGAUCUUUUAAACACUGACAACGAACAACGCGUAAAGAUAGAGGAAGUCACUACUUUAAGCCUGAAAUCGCACCCCAUACCAUCUGAAGCCAAAAAAAUGGCAAAUUCAGCAAGUCCCAACGAGUCUCCCACGGUGAAGAGGGCUAAAACAAAUCUAGGCUGUAAAGAAGUUGUCAUGAGUUGCAGCUCGAGCUUCUUGCCGCCAAUCACUGCCGUUAGAAAUGAUACACCGAGUAGCUCCGACUCCAAGAAUGAGAAAGACAUGCAAGAACUGCGGCACGACGAUUCACCUUCGAAGCCAGAUGCGUACCAGCCACUUUCAUUAAGGCUUUAUGACUCUGACCGGGCAAUUGAAAGUCAGGCUUAUUACGAGGGAGUUUUCCGCGAAGUUAAAGAUGAAAGUGAAAGGGCCGAAUGCAUUGAGUUUGCGAAAAUGGACCUACGUGCCUGGACCGCCAGUGGUGAUCGGCUACAGCAGGAGCAACGCGACGUCUUGGCCAGGCUGGUGGAAGCCCGCAUGCUUCUGAGCGCAAAGUUUGAAGUAAUAACCGACCUUGUCAAUGAACGUGCCUUAGCGCUUAAUGAGCAAGGCUUACUGCUAGACAGAAAGCUCAAAAAAAUUCAAGAUUUAGGGAAGGAGAUCCUAGACAUAAUAUGA
Molecule: messenger RNA, 855 nt
Organism: Lachancea sp. 'fantastica'
Lineage: Eukaryota; Fungi; Ascomycota; Saccharomycetes; Saccharomycetales; Saccharomycetaceae
Source: the annotation of a GenBank genome assembly